GCCUGCCUGCCUGCCUGCUGCAGAGUGAGUGAAGAUGGCGAUGAGAGCAGCGCUGCGGUGCCUCUCUGUAAACUUUUCUCCUAGGCUGCCGCAACUUUCGUCCGCUGCGCAAGUUUCAGCGACUCGGCUGCUGUGCAGGAGCGGCGCCCCGCGGACUCUGAGCACAACCCCGGGCCAGUGCACAGCCCUCAAGUUCACUGAGAAGCAUGAGUGGGUGCUGGUGGAGAGUGGAAUAGGCACCGUGGGAAUCAGUAACUAUGCUCAGGAAGCUUUAGGUGAUGUGGUUUACUGUGGACUGCCUGAGGUUGGCCAAAAACUUGAACAGCUGGAUGAGUUUGGUGCCUUGGAAAGUGUAAAGGCUGCCAGUGAGCUGUACUCACCAUUGACAGGGGAAGUGACAGCAAUCAACACGGAGCUGGCCGAAAAUCCAGGACUCGUGAAUAAAUCCUGCUACGCAGAUGGAUGGCUGAUCAAGAUGACCAUUGAAAGGCCUGAAGAACUCGAUAAGCUCAUGGACCAACCUGCUUAUGAUAAAUUUAUUAAGUCGCUGGAAGAAUAAGACAACAAAUUUAUCGUGAUUAUUUGUUAUGUAGCUGCAGUCAAAUAUUAGCAGACUGGGUUACUAACAUUGGCAGUGACCUACAACAUCCUUUGUGGUAUUUAUUUAUGUUAUGAACACUUUAAAGUGUGCUGCAAAAUCUUAAAUACCCAGUAACAUUUUUCAUGUAGAAAGUGGGAAUUUCUUUUUCAACUCGCCAGUGAAUCUAAAGGGCUUUUACGCUUAUUGGAUCUUCUUCCUAGUACUUUGCUCUGAUUUUAAAUAGUGCAUAGAUGUAUUGAAACGCUGGGAAAUUCAGUUUUUAAUUCAUUUAUUAAAACACUGAGAAGUCUUUAA
Molecule: messenger RNA, 895 nt
Organism: Poeciliopsis prolifica (blackstripe livebearer)
Lineage: Eukaryota; Metazoa; Chordata; Actinopteri; Cyprinodontiformes; Poeciliidae
Gene: gcshb
Product: glycine cleavage system protein H (aminomethyl carrier), b
Exons: 5
Coding region: 35-559 (174 amino acids)
Biological process (GO): protein lipoylation; glycine decarboxylation via glycine cleavage system
Cellular component (GO): glycine cleavage complex; cytoplasm; mitochondrion
Source: RefSeq, a predicted model, not a curated record